AUGCCAGCCAUCCGCCUCCAAGUCUUCCUUGCACGAGCGGGACUCUGCUCACGCCGCGGCGGUGAGGCCCUCAUUUCCGCCGGGAGGGUGACUCUCAAUGGUGUGGUUGCCGCCCUGGGUGACAAGGCCGACCAUGCUGGUGGCGACGUGGUGGCGGUCGACGGCCAGCUGGUCGAGACGGACGAUGCUGAAGGAGGUGGCGGAUCAUCGGAUCGCCCGAUCACUUAUCUGUUACACAAGCCUGCAGGAGUGAUCUCAACCAUGCGCGACACACAUGGUCGUCCUACCGUGGCAGACAUGCUCCCACCAUCGCCACGGGUCUUCCCCAUCGGUCGGCUCGAUAAGGAGACGACCGGCUUGAUCCUCGCCACUGCUGAUGGUCCUCUUGCCCACGCUCUCACCCAUCCAUCGCUGGGCGUGGAAAAAGAGUAUGUGCUGCGACUUGCGAAUCCACUUCCGCAGGCUGCUCGACGCGCCCUGGCUCGCGGUGUUGCGCUCGGCGACGGACUGACCGCCCCGGCCAAGGUUGCUGACGUCGCCGACGGCAUCGAUCCUUGUCUUGUCUCGCUCACCAUCCACGAGGGUCGUAAUCGUCAGAUCCGCCGCAUGUGCGCCGCUCUUGGCCUUGACCUCUGCUCGCUCGCCCGAGUCCGCAUCGGUCCGCUCUCCGACCCCUUCCUCCGCCCCGGCUCUUUCCGCACGCUCACUGACAACGAGUACGACGCGCUGCGGCAGAAGGGGUUUACAGCGUGA
Thecamonas trahens ATCC 50062 is the source of this 753-nucleotide messenger RNA. Its product is annotated as pseudouridine synthase. Gene Ontology annotation, biological process: pseudouridine synthesis. Bases 1 to 753 code for a protein of 250 amino acids. The transcript has 2 exons. NCBI's taxonomy places the organism in Eukaryota, Apusomonadida, Apusomonadidae. The record is from RefSeq and is a predicted model, not a curated record. Gene Ontology annotation, molecular function: pseudouridine synthase activity; RNA binding.